Molecule: messenger RNA, 2695 nt
Organism: Alexandromys fortis (reed vole)
Lineage: Eukaryota; Metazoa; Chordata; Mammalia; Rodentia; Cricetidae
Gene: Noct
Product: nocturnin
Exons: 3
Coding region: 149-1435 (428 amino acids)
Biological process (GO): circadian rhythm
Molecular function (GO): poly(A)-specific ribonuclease activity
Source: RefSeq, a predicted model, not a curated record
CCGCCUUCGCCGCGUCUGCCUUCCGGAUCUCCGCUCGUCCGGUCCGCGCCGAGGCACGGGGAGGAAGGAGCCCCGCAGCGACCCCGGUCCCGCCCGCACCCGCUCGGCCCGGCUCGUCAGCGCGGCGGAGGAGGCGGCGGCGCCCGGCAUGUAUCAGAGCCCGCGGCGGCUCUGCUCGGCCCUGCUGCUCAGGGACGCCCCCGGCCUGCGCCGCUCGCUCGCGCCCGGCCCGCGUCGCACGCUCGCCCCGCCGGUGCUCGGACCCCGGCCCGCGUCCCCGCGACUGCAGGCGGCGGCCUCGGGCGCCGCUAGGUCGCGUCCCCGGACAGUGAGUUCCAUGGGAAACGGCACGAGUAGACUCUAUAGUGCUCUCUCCAAGACACUCAGCAGCAGUGCAGCCGCUCAGCACCCCGAGUAUUUGGUGUCGGCUGACCCAGAACAUCUGGAACCCAUCGAUCCUAAGGAACUUCUUGAGGAAUGCAGGGCUGUUUUGCACACUCGGCCACCCCGGUACCAGAGGUGUUUUGUGGGCAUAAGGACAGAUUGCCUGAGUAGCUACCCUCCCAUUAGAGUCAUGCAGUGGAACAUCCUUGCACAAGCUCUUGGAGAAGGCAAAGACAACUUUGUACAGUGCCCCGUUGAAGCACUCAAGUGGGAAGAAAGGAAAUGCCUUAUUCUGGAGGAAUUCUUGGCCUACCAACCAGAUAUAUUGUGCCUCCAAGAAGUGGACCACUAUUUUGACACCUUCCAACCACUCCUCAGUAGACUGGGCUACCAAGGCACAUUUUUCCCCAAGCCCUGGUCACCAUGUCUUGAUGUUGAACACAACAACGGACCAGAUGGCUGUGCUUUAUUUUUCCUCCAAAACCGUUUCAAGCUCAUCAACAGCACCAAUAUCAGGCUGACAGCCAUGACCCUAAAAACCAACCAGGUUGCCAUUGCACAGACCCUAGAGUGCAAGGAAUCCGGCAGACAAUUCUGUGUUGCUGUCACCCACUUAAAAGCACGCACGGGCUGGGAGCGGUUCAGGUCAGCUCAGGGCUGUGACCUUCUCCAGAACCUGCAGGGCAUCACACAGGGAGCCAAGAUUCCCCUGAUUGUCUGUGGGGACUUCAAUGCAGAGCCCACUGAGGAAGUCUACAAACACUUCGCUUCCUCCAGCCUCAAUCUCAACAGCGCCUACAAGCUGCUGAGUCCUGACGGACAGUCGGAGCCUCCAUACACAACCUGGAAGAUCCGGACCUCAGGGGAGUGUCGCCACACCCUGGACUACAUCUGGUACUCCAGACAAGCUCUGAACGUCACCUCUGCUUUGGAACUACUCACGGAAGAACAGAUUGGGCCCAGCCGGCUCCCGUCCUUUCACUACCCCUCAGACCACCUGUCACUGGUGUGUGACUUCAGCUUUAAUGAGGAGCCUGAGGAACUCUUAUAAACACUGUAUCACUCUAAUCAUAAGAGUCUUAACCAGGGAUGUUUUGGGAAACUGAAAUAUGAUAAGUUGCCUGAAAAAGGACACCCAGUUUCUGCCACUUCCUUCUCCAUCGUUUCCAGCAUGCCCUUGGAAAAGAAUUUGUUCACAAACCUUUCCGAUUAAAACCUGCAGUGAAAAGGUGUUUGCACUCCAGUUUGGGCUUGUGUAUUAAUUUUCUAUAACAUUCUUCACUACUUAAGGGCAUUAAAAUUAGACUUCUUGUAAGUUUUUUGGUUUUUGUUUUUUUAACUUGAGGGUGCUAUAAAAACCUCAAUUUGUAAGCCCCUCAGUAAGUACAAUGUAAAAUGUAGAAAGUUUUCUAGAGAGUAUUUCAUUAUUUAUUUGUGGGAAUUUAAAAUGUCAGCAAGAAAUGCAUGGCAAUAUUUAUUUUUUAUAUCUUCAUGUAAAAUUAAGUGGAUUAUAUAGCAUUGUAGAAGCAGGAAUAGACAUAAUUUCCUUAAAACUUCCAAUUGUUUUUAUUUGGUGAUCUAACACUAAGGAACUAUAUUUAGCCCUGAAGGAUUUGUGACAAUCUUCAGAUAAUCCUUGCUGUUUGCUAUGCCUCCAAUUUACCGUUGUGUUUCUUGAAGAAAUGCCAGUUCAUUUUCAAUUAGUUUUUACCAUCUAGUCAUAGUUAAAUAAAGCAUUUGUACUUUCUGUUGUAUGGCAUUGGCACCCAUGCGAAGACUACUCCAUGACUUCUUUUGACAAGUAGCUUUAGGAACAGUCCUGGACCGGUGACUAAGAAUAAUAGUGAGAAUUCCUUCUGAGACGAGAACUCCAGAAAGCCCAUUUGUGUGAUCAAAAUCUCUGUAUUGGAGACCAGCUUGGGCUCAUAUCAAGACCCUUUUUCUUUUUUCUUUUCUCUUUGGUUUUUCAAGACAGGGUUUCUCUGUAGCUUUGGAGCCUGUCCUGGAACUAGCUCUUGGAGACCAGGCUAGCCUCGAACUCACAGAGAUCCGCCUGCCUCUGCCUCCCGAGUGCUGGGAUUAAAGGCAUGAGCCACCACUGCCUGGCGAAGACCCUUUUUCAAAAAAAAUCCCAAGACAGCCAAAAUGAUGGGGCUCGAAAUUUCUCAAAGAAUUUAAGAGCAGAAACGUUAACCUGUAGUUCUCUUCCGAUUGUUGCAGCCUCUCCUAAAAGUAACUGGUGAUAAAAUGUCAAAUGUUUUAAUGUAUGAGUUCUAAAUAUUAUUUAAGAUUAAUAAAUGAAUUUAUAACA